AUGAAAACUCGUACUGAAUGUUCACCAAGAAUUAUAAAAAGGACAAACAUAAAGCAACAGACAGAUGAUGCGACUAAGUAUGAUUUUUACCGACAAAUUAACCAUCUAUCUAUAAUGAGGCUAGAUAAUGAAACAGAUAAAUUGAAUUAUUCUUCGUGGUUAACUCGAUUAGAUAAUGAAAAUACAGCUUUAAAAAUGCAUCUCAUAAAAAUUUUAUUUAUAUCAUUAAGAAGUGAUCGAUCAUUUCAAAUGUUUUUAAAACCUCCACCCGAUGAUUUUAAUGAUUUAGAAUUGAUGUCUGAUAAUACAAUGGAUAUGAUUAAAUUCUUACAAGAUAAUAAUAUUACUGAUGAACCGUUAACCAACGAGGAUAACAGAAAAGAAAUUAAACACAAACGUUCAGCAGCUGUAGCUACAGAUAUGCGUUCUUAUACAACAAUUAAAACUUCACCUUACUUUGUGCAAUCGUUUUAUGUUAGGUCGGACUUCCCAAUUUAUACGUGGUAUAAUCCAACGUCUAUUAAAUUGCCGAGUAAUUUUGAUCAUAACCAAUGGGAACUAUACUUAAAUCGCUUUCAAAUUUUAACCGAAAGUAAACAUUUCAACAGUAAACACAGAAACCAAUGUGAUGAUAUUAUUCCAAUUGACCAAGUAUCAAAAGUAGUUGCAACCUCUUUUAGUUGGCAUCCGUAUAGUAUUUUAAGUAAUGAAGUUAAUAGACCCAAACGAACACCAGGCUAUAUUGAAAUUGAUGUAAAUAUAACAAACCAACAGUGCAACCAACAGCAAAUCGACGAUGCUGCAUUAGCAAUAGUGUCUUGUAAAAUAUUUCCUGGUAACAAGAUUUUAGAUCCAAAACUGUACUCUACUACACUAAUUCCGGAUGCAAAAUUUAUUUUUAAAAUGACUGGUGUAACACUAGUUAAUUAUUCCAACCUUCAGUCAAAAAAAGAUGAGCAGCAACCAAGUGCUUGCAAGUUAAGACAAAAAAAACAGAUUUCAAAAAACAGCUGUGAAACUUCACAUGACGCAAUUCUGGAACAACAGCCACCACCAACGCGGAUCGACAUUUCGGAGUUGACGUGUUCGAACAGGAGUGUCACUACUCGUGGUCAGUCUGCAGAACCCAACGAUAACAGAUUCGACGCAUCGGCCGCCGGCUGUGAUCCAGACGUCAGUUUUGACGUUUCCGCGUUUUCAGACAGGCGCGUUACAGAAGACCGGUCCGGGUUCCUGACGCCCGAGAGGAUGGUCGACGAUCGUCCAACGAUAAAACAUACACCGCCGUCACCACAAUCGCUGCCGUCACAGCCGUCACCGCCGUCACCACAUUUACCGCCGUCACCACAAUCGCUGCCGUCACCGCCGUCGCCGCUGCCGGCAUCAACGCCGUCACCGCCGUCACCACAUUCACCGCCGUCACCACAAUCGCCGCCGUCACCACAAUCGCCGCCGUCACUACAAUCCCUGCCGUCACAGCCGUCACCGGCAUCACCGGCAUCAUCGCCGUCGACCGCGGCCAACGCCGACGACGUUUGCGCAUCCGCCGCCGACUGGGAUCCAGACGUCAGCAGCUAUUCCGCGUUUUCGGACAGGCGCAUUACAGAAGACCGGUCUCGGUUUAUGACGUCCGAGAGGACGGUCGACGACCUUCCCGCGGUAAUAACGCGCGCACCGCCGUCGCCGGCCAACGAUUUUCGCGCCGACGACGACGCUGACCUAUCGGACGCCAGUUCCGCGGCGCCGAGCGAUUGGUCCGCCGAGACGGGACCCGAUCGAUGUAACUCGAGUAUCAUGCAGACCGGCCGAUUCCGCCGGGACUACGACAGUUCGGGUUCGCUGUCCACGCUGACUUCGGCCGACAGUUCGAUCGAAAUGCGGUUAGCCGCGCGUCGCGCUCCCGACCAAUACGUGAACUACGAUCGUCGGACGGACAAUUAUUUAGCGAUGAACAACUGCAGCGAUCGAUAUCCGCCCGAGGGCGGCAUGACGCUGGGCGCGAGCCACGACUUCAGCUUCCAGGACGACUUCAACCGUAGCCCCGACGAACACGCGGCCGCCGACGCCUGGCCGCCCGCUUACGAUCUCGUCGAAGACGUGAGCAUGCCGGGCUCGGCGGUCAUCGGCCCCUGGUCGUUGUCGAGAAGCGGCCAAGCUACUGGAUUUGGCGACUCCAGAGUUUCGGAUCGGUACCAUACGUCUUGUUCGGAGAGUGAUUUCGCGUCGGGACCGGACGACUACGACGAUUGCCCGAACAACUUCGAGUGAUCCGAAACGAAUGACGACCACGACGGGCGGCGCGCUCGUUCAGUAACAGCGGUUGCGAUUAGUGUUCGAAAAAUAAACGAAAUUUAACCGUUGGAAAUUGUGUUCGUCUCGUGUUUUACGAACGUCGCGGCGCGUGUUCGAUAGCCGCGUAAUAUUAUAUCAGUGCGCGUCGUACGUAAAUGUCGUUUAGAACAUUUAGACGGCUAAUGCAAAUAAUUGUUUACGUUUCCGAAAUUCGUCGACGUUCCUGCAGAAUUCGUACAGUUAUUAUUAUAGUGACAUAAAUCGAACACGAAAAAAUAUGUAUCACGAACAACAAAAAAUACCUUCAGAUUUUACCAAAAUCUAUCAAUAACGCACACGCGACACUAUACCUAUUAACCAAUUAGAAACUAAAACAAAUAUCGAUUAAGGGGCUCCAGCGAUCGUAUUUUUAGGAGUAGUACUUAGGCAAUUUAUUUGACAUGAACAUUUUGACUAUUACUAUAUGUUAGUAGUAAAUGAACAUAAGUGUGUGUAAUCUGUUAUCGCUUUUAUCAUUUUUUCGAUACUUGAUGACAAUUCUACAUAAUAUAAGUGAAAUUAGUUUUUUCAAAACAUUUAAUCCCAUCUAGGAAUGUUUCCAGAUACUUUAUUAAGAGAGAACGGCUAAAUCAUUAUAUUCAUAAUAAUAUCAUACCUGCACCAUAGUAUUUUUUAUUGUUAUAGUUUAUUUAUACUUCAGGGUAUAGAUAAUAAAUACAUACAUACCCCUAACUACACAGGUAGGUAAGUACUUGUAUGUGUCUAUAAUAGUUAAUGGUACCUAUGGUAUGUUUUAUUGAGUAAUUUUAUUUUUAAUAAAAUACAAUUUUUUAGAAACAUGAGUUUGGGGGGAGGGGAGGUCUCUUGAGCGGUCUCCGACCCCUUCAAAUGCAUACCAUUUGUUAAAAUGUCUUUUUUGCACCAUACUGAAAUUAGAUCAUUAUCUACUUUUUACUUAAGUGUAAUUCGAUCAUUAACUUUUUUUAAUACUAGUGUAAUGUAACUAAAAUAAGUGUUAUAUUUGACCAUACGUAUUUUCUGAAUUAACAUUUAGUACUCAAACGUUUCAAAUAGCCAAUUUUAAAAUGUAUGUAUAUAAUGUAGGUACAUGAAAGUCAUGGUCAGAUAAUGAACCAUCAUAUUGUCAUAAAUAAAAUGUACAUUUAUCAA
Melanaphis sacchari is the source of this 3462-nucleotide messenger RNA. RefSeq lists its product as uncharacterized. Lineage: Eukaryota; Metazoa; Arthropoda; Insecta; Hemiptera; Aphididae. The transcript is spliced from 7 exons. The record is from RefSeq and is a predicted model, not a curated record. Bases 1 to 2268 code for a protein of 755 amino acids.